CAGUACCUGUCUAGUGCAUGCAGUGCAUGCUGUAUGGUGUGUAUUGUAAUUGAAGCUGUAUGCGUACGAUGUGACCGGGGAAAAUUGACAGAAUCGUAGAAAAUACCCCCCUUUUGGGCCGUUUUCAUGGAACAUUAUGCUACAUUCGAGGACAAUAUCAUGUAGGUGACAUCUCGGCUGCCUACAGAGAUGGCAAGGCUAUGGAUUCUGGUCUUUGUAUGCUGUCUUCGAGCACAAAUUCGAGCCUUACCUCCAGAACUUGUCUUUGCCAAUCGCAAAGACAUUCGCAUCCUGAACUUCGGGAUGUCCAACGACUCGGACGUGACCAUGACGACAGAGUCCAGUGUCAUCAUUGGCAACCUGGAGGACGCGGCGGCCAUGGACUACCUCUACUCUGAGCAACUCAUCUUCUGGACGGAUGUCAGCAUUGAAAUGAUCAAAAGGACGCGAUAUAACGGGUCUCAGAUCCAAGAGGAUGUGAUAUCCACGGACGUGAAGGCCCCCGACGGAUUGGCCUGCGAUUGGGUGGGCCGAAAGAUUUAUUGGACCAACACAGAAACGAAUAGAAUUGAAGUAAGCGAGUUGGAUGGACAGUCCAGAAAAGUUUUAUACUGGCAGCACUUGGACCAGCCAAGAGCAAUUGUAGUACAUCCUGAAAGAGGGCUGCUCUUCUGGACAGACUGGGGCGAAAUUCCCAAGAUAGAGCGUGCCGGCAUGGAUGGUUCCGAAAAUUACCGGAUGGUCAUUAUCGACACAAAUAUCUUUUGGCCGAACGGCCUAACAUUAGACUACGAUGCGUCCAAGCUAUACUGGGCGGACGCCAAAUACAGCUACAUCCACAGGUGCGACUUUGACGGCGGCAAUCGCGAGCAGGUCCUCCAAGGGUCGUUGCCGCAUCCGUUCGCGCUGACACUGUUUGAGGAUACGCUGUAUUGGACAGAUUGGGAGACGCACUCGAUACACGCUUGUGAUAAAAUAGACGGCGGGAACUUGCGGGUUGUGCAUGAGGACUUGUUCUCACCGAUGGAUAUACACAGUUUUUCAGCCUUAAGGCAAAAGGAAGUUUCAAGACCUUGCGCGGUGAAUAACGGGGGUUGUUCCCAUCUUUGCCUGAUGUCGCCUGACCCUCCUUACUACGCCUGUGCUUGCCCUACUGGGGUACGGUUACAGUCCGACGGUUACACCUGCGCUGACGGUGCUCAAGAAAUCCUGAUCCUAGCCCGCCGCAGAGACAUUCGCAAGAUCUCGCUAGACACACCGGACUACACGGAUAUCAUCGUACCACUGGAUGAUAUCCAACACGCUGUGGCUAUCGACUAUGAUCCGGUCGAAGGCUUUAUCUACUGGACCGAUAAUGAUGUCAAGGCAAUCAGGAGAGCAAAACUGGACGGUUCAGCGAGUGAGUACAUCGUAACAUCAGACAUUGACCAUUCAGAGGGUAUCGCCAUCGACUGGAUCGCACGUAACCUGUACUGGACAGUGACUGGCACCGACAGGAUUGAAGUGUCCCGACUGAAUGGAACAUCCAGGAAGGUUUUGAUCUCGGAAGGGCUAGACGAGCCAAGAGCGAUUGCAGUUGAUCCUUUGGCAGGGUUGAUGUACUGGAGUGACUGGGGUGAAACUCCCAAGAUCGAGAGAGCCAGCUUAGACGGCACCGGUCGCUCGGUCCUCAUCAAUACCUCCAUCAGUUGGCCCAACGGUAUCGCCAUCGACCACGAGGGGGGCAAGAUCUACUGGGGCGACGGUAAAGAGGACAGAAUCGAGGUUGUGGACAUGGACGGACGGAAUCGAAGGGUCCUGGUGGAUAAUGAGAUACCGCAUAUAUUCGGCUUCAGUCUCCUAGGUGACUUCAUUUACUGGACUGAUUGGCAGCGGAGGACCAUUGAGCGAGUCAACAAACACACGGGAGAGGACCGACAGAUGAUUAUGGAGACAUCGGAUGUUAUGGGUUUGACAGCAAGCAGUGUCAGAGGAAUACGAGGUCACAACCCUUGCGGUGACAACAACGGCGGCUGUUCCCACCUCUGUUUCUACCUCCCUCCGGGCAACACCUGCUCCUGUCCAAUCGGCUACGAGCUUCUGGCUGACCAGCGCACCUGCAUCGUCCCCGAGGCCUUCCUGCUGUUCUCAUUGGCUAGCGACAUCCGACGGAUAUCACUAGAGACCAAUCACAAUGAUGUUGAGAUACCGCUGACCGGGGUGAAAGAAGCAGGGGCGUUGGAUUUUGACAUCAAUGAUAACAGGAUAUACUGGAGUGAUAUCGAUGCAAAGACAAUAAGUCGAGCCUUCCUGAAUGGCAGCGGUGUCGAGAACGUCAUUGAGUUUGGUCUGAGUUUCCCAGAAGGCAUGGCCAUCGACUGGGUUGCGCACAACAUCUACUUCUCUGACACGGGAACGGACCGCAUCGAGGUGGCGCGGCUAGAUGGUUCAGCCAGACGAGUGUUAGUGUGGGAGCGAGUACAGUCUCCACGAUCCAUAGCAUUGCACCCAUCAGAAGGCUACAUGUACUGGUCAGAUUUCAGUGGUCAGGCGCAGAUAGAGCGUGCCUACAUGGACGGCACACAUCGCAGUGUCAUUUAUCGCGGUGGCCGUGCAAACGGCUUGACCAUAGACUACCUAGAGAAGAGACUGUACUGGACUUCACUGGACACCAACACUAUCGAGUCUGCGGAUCUGAUUGGUGGUAAUAGACGUCGCGUCAUUCCUGAUGAUCUCCCCCACCCCUUUGGUCUGACACAGUACGAGGAUUACAUCUACUGGGCUGAUUGGAACACGCAGAGCAUCGAGAGAGCCAAUAAGACUAAUGGUCAGAACCGGACGCUCAUCCAAGACGGCCUGGAAUAUGUCUUGGACAUUCUUGUCUUCCACUCUUCAAGACAAUCAGGAUGGAAUGAGUGUGCAGUCAAUAACGGAGGCUGCCAGUAUCUCUGCCUGUCCCAUCCCAACGAUACCACAGGAGAAUGGGAUUACGUCUGUGAGUGUCCCACUCACUACACACUCAAUGAAGACCAACGAACAUGCACACCGCCAGACACGUUCCUCCUGUUCUCCCAGAAGAACACCAUCAGUCGCAUGGCGGUGGACUACAAGGAGAGCCCAGAUGUAGUCCUACCCAUCUACAACCCCAAGAGGAACAUCCGGGCCAUUGAAUAUGACGCCGAGGAGAAGAGAGUGUACUGGAUCAAUGGACGGGCCAAGACUAUACGCAGAUCUUACGACAAUGGUGUACAGCCUGAAGUCUUCAUCGACACCAGCGAUCCCCCAGUCUACAACCCCUACGACAUCACCAUCGACCCCUACACGCGGAUGAUGUUCUGGACGUGCUCCGAGACCAACACGAUACGCAUCACCCGCCUGGAUGGAACGUCAGUCGGUGUGGUCAAAGGGGACGAUAAUCAGAAACCACGUGCAAUAGCGCUUCUACCAGAGAAAGGGCUUAUGUUCUGGACCAACGUGGUCCGGACCCAGCACAAGAUAGAGCGAGCGUCGUACGACGGCACGGAGCACACCGUCCUGUUCAGUGCUAACCUGGGCGAACUGGGACCCAUGACUGCAGACCCUGCCAGCGAGAUGCUAUUCUGGGUCGACACGCUGCUGAAGAGAAUCGAAAGCGCGCACAUCUCCGGUUCUGAUCGCCGUACCCUCGUAGAGGACCACAUUCUGCUCCCCGUGGGCAUAGCGGUGCUAGGCGAGCACCUGUACUGGGUGGACAAACAGGCCGAGAUCAUCGCCAGAGUCAACAAGCACACAGGCAGUGGCUGGGUGCGGAUCCAGGGAGAGACUAGUUAUCUGACUGAUAUACAGGCUGUCGGAACUCCAAUGCAAGCUGAUCAUCCAUGCAUCGAUGAUAAUGGUGGUUGUUCUCAUAUUUGCAUCGCCAUGGGCGACGGCCAAUCACGAUGCUCAUGUCCACUGGAUCUGGUUCUACAGGAAGAUGAGAGUACUUGUGGAGAUCCACCAACUUGUUCCACCAAGGAGUUCACCUGUGUCUCUGACAGCAACCUGUGUGUCCCGUUGUCGUGGAGAUGUGAUUCUGAUUUUGAUUGUGAUGAUCACAGCGAUGAAGAAGAUUGUCCGUUUUGCAAACCCAACGAGUUCCGCUGCGACAAUGGCCAAUGCAUUGAUCUUGUCCUUCGCUGCAACUCCAAGAACGACUGCUCGGACGACUCCGAUGAGCAGUACUGCACGGCGCCCUGCAAGGCCAAUCAGUAUGAGUGCUCCAAUAAGCAGUGUGUGGAUGUGGAGGAACCGGCUUGCGAUGGAAUCAGGCACUGCUAUGAUGGGAGCGACGAGAAGAAUUGCGAUGACAAUCCCGACGAUGUUCCAACAGUCAACAAACCCGCCGAGAUGUCUGGCGCGGUCAUUGGAAGCAUCGUAGCCCUCAUCUUUGUCAUCUUCAUCGUCAUCGGUAUCAUCAUCAUCUUCCGUCACUGCCGGUGUGCCGCCCAACAAGGGGGCGGGGCCGGCCGAGGAGCAGCGGAUAACGGUCAGUAUUCUACUGUCUUGAUGGUCAACCAGCUUGGAGGGAGAGAUUCGUCUAGUAAAUAUCUCUCAGGCUCAGCGCGCGGCAGCAACCCGAAGUCCACAAACCUGCACAGCUGUGCCAACGGCAAGAGUGGCAGCAGCAGCAGCUGCGGCGGUCUCUUUGAGCGCGCUCACCCGACCGGCGCGUCGUCCUGCAGCUCUGAGAUGAUGAGCGUCUCGGGAAACAGCAACUACCCCAAGGAGACCCUGAACCCUCCGCCGAGUCCCGUCACGGAUCGGUCACAGUGCAUGGCGGAUCUGUACUAUCCACCCCAGAAUCCUACCACGAGUAGAUCAUAUAGACAUUACAAGAUGCGCAACAUCCCACCCCCACCGACGCCCUGCAGCACCGACUUCUGUGAGGACAGUGAACCUUACGUCAAGACGCCUCACCACCAAAAGCACCACGCCGCCCGAAGGAAGCGUGGCAACAAGUAUUACACCAAUGUGACAAACUUUGAUGUGGCGUACGAUCCGGAGCCCCACCCGCCUCCGCCGACGCCAAUCAUGUCGGACAAUAACUACGAGAGUUGCCCGCCAUCGCCCUCCACGGAGAGGAGCUUCUUCAACCCAUACCCACCACCCCCCUCACCCGCCACAGACUCAACGUGAUGGAAUCGGUGGGAGAGAAUUGAUCAACUCGUUAUCAGUAUCUAUCAGGGUUUGCGUUCAGAUGGAUUGAAAGCGUGGACAACGCCUUUGCUUAGUCACUGCUCCAUGUUCGGCAUUCUGUGGUCAGGUUGCUUGGCACCCUCCGUCAUCCCUCAGAGGAAUUGCUGCGCCAGUUAUAAACCAGUACUCCUCUUCAUCCACAACCAACUGAGCCAUGCCGUGCUUAAAAGCCUCUGUUGUAGUCAUCUUAGGCCAAAAAAAAAA
Patiria miniata (bat star) is the source of this 5400-nucleotide messenger RNA. Its product is annotated as low-density lipoprotein receptor-related protein 6-like. Bases 190 to 5136 code for a protein of 1648 amino acids. Gene Ontology annotation, molecular function: protein binding. Lineage: Eukaryota; Metazoa; Echinodermata; Asteroidea; Valvatida; Asterinidae. The record is from RefSeq and is a predicted model, not a curated record. The transcript has 23 exons.